Molecule: messenger RNA, 1826 nt
Organism: Cydia pomonella (codling moth)
Lineage: Eukaryota; Metazoa; Arthropoda; Insecta; Lepidoptera; Tortricidae
Product: pickpocket protein 28-like
Exons: 11
Coding region: 1-1272 (423 amino acids)
Biological process (GO): sodium ion transmembrane transport
Cellular component (GO): membrane
Molecular function (GO): ligand-gated sodium channel activity
Source: RefSeq, a predicted model, not a curated record
AUGGCCACAACUCUUGUUGGAACUGUAGUUUUCAUAGUGAUCAUUCAAGAAAAGUUACGUAGUGACCAAAUAUAUACUAAGGUAGACUCGACCUGCCAGGUGAACCAGGUGCCUUUUCCCUGUAUCAGCAUCUGCAACAUGAACAUGGUCUCCGUGAGAGAGACCGCCAAUAUCGCUAACCUUUUUUCUCUCCUGCCGCACGAUGACACGCUGGAGUACUACGACGGCGACGAAGAAUCUGACCACGUUUCGGGCACCAUCAUUGCUACGUCAGAGUCUGGCAGGUCAUCGGGUCUUACCGUCGUGUUCAACGUCGAACCCGACGAUUAUCCCAGCUGGUCCCGUGCCAUCAACUACGGUGCGCUGAUUAUUGUAAAUGAUCCAAAUGACUACCCGGAAACGUCUGCACGGGAUACGUUUGUGAUUAUAGCUACCCUAAAAGCAAAUCCUCCCGCUCCAGGCACAUCCGUGGACAUAAAGGUGGAGCCAAAAGUGUACCAGAGCGAGGCUGGUGUACGACGCGUAUCGCCUGCGCACCGCGCCUGCUGGUUCCAUGAUGAGGUGGCGCUGGAACAUACGGACCGAUACAGCUACGAGACCUGCGUCACUGAGUGCGUGAUGGCCAACUUCAUCGCCGAAUGUGGCUGCACGCCCUACAAGUACCCGCGAGACGAGACCUGCGUCACAGAGUGCGUGGCCAAACUUCAUAUGUGGCUGCACGCCCUACAAAUAUAUUAUAUAAAUCUGACAGAUUGCUAUAGUAAACAAAUAUCUCAUUUUAUAAAAAUAUUUUCCAUGACAAUAUCCAGGGAGGAAAAUAGGGACUACAUUUGUAUGGAGAAGCGAUCAUACAACUGUCCUCUUAAUUGGUAUGUAUUUACAGUACAUGGUAAAAGACUACCCUGCGACCCGCCUUGCUAUGUUGAGUGCCGCGAUAAGCGCUACUCUAUAAGUAAAAAUACCGUUCCGUUCCAUGCUUCGGACUACCCUAAACUCGACACGAAAGCUGUGAACGUAGCCCACCUCGCGGCAAUCAAAGUAUAUUUUGGCAAGUCCUCGUGCAGCUGCUACAAGCUGUCGUUGCUGAUGGACGUCAACUACUUCAUCGCUACUUAUGGAGGCGUACUCGGCUUGAGUUUUGGAGUAUCAUUAGUUACUGCAGCAGAAUUCGUUUAUAUAUUAGUUAUUAACAUCUAUGAAAGAAUAUCUCUUAUCAGAGAAAGGGGAAAGCUACGCAACAUGACCAAAGUUUUCCCCAAACGCAGCACAUAAAGUGUUUAAACUCACUAUGGCAAUGCAAGUUUUGCUUUCUGCUGUGUCCUUUCUUUUAAUAAUUGGAUACUUUUCAUUAGGUUUUCCCGUUUUAUCAAAAUUACCGCUACAAAGAAAGAAAAAAAUAUAGUUGAAAUGUAAAUAUGUGUUUUUAGGGUUCCGUAGCCAAAUGGCAAAAAACGGAACCCUUAUAGGGAGAGUGCAUGAACUGUAGGAGGCAGCACAGGAGCCGUCAGAUUUUUGGCGCGAGGCGUAAAUGUGAUGUUUAUUGUUUCGAUGUAGCCCACAAGAUGGCAGAACCUACUAUGCACAAGAAAGCACGUGACAUGUAAAUGUACAUGUUUAUGGUUCCGAUUCAGGCCACAAGAUGGCAGACCCUCCAACGCGCACGGUCCCUAUAGAUUCGUAAUGUCCGUCUGUCUGUCCGAUUACGUCACAGCCACUUUUUUGUAGUUGCGUAGGCUGCGUUUCCAUUUCCACCAAAGAUGUGCGAAGAUGCGUAGCGAGGGAUAUUUUUAGAACCUAUAGAAUCUCUGCACGCUGAGCGAGGAAUA